This is a messenger RNA of Alternaria incomplexa, 390 nucleotides long. RefSeq lists its product as uncharacterized. The record is from RefSeq and is a predicted model, not a curated record. NCBI's taxonomy places the organism in Eukaryota, Fungi, Ascomycota, Dothideomycetes, Pleosporales, Pleosporaceae. Gene Ontology annotation, molecular function: metallopeptidase activity. The transcript is spliced from 2 exons. Bases 1 to 390 code for a protein of 129 amino acids.
AUGUCAUGGUGUUACAAGCGCGCCCGCGAAAAGAGCUCUCGAGUAACCCGAGAAAACGUAUGCACCUCACUCAGAGUAGCGCUACGCAACAAUUGUGCAUGCAGAAAUUGGGUCAAAGGCAUGGCCGAGCUCUAUCUCCCUCUGUUUACCUUCGACAAAUACGACUCCGAAAGCAUCAUGCAUUAUCCCAGCGCCAUUGGGGGUAAACAAGAGAAGUGUGAGCUCUACAGCGGCGAGGAGGAUACGGCUGAGUGCCCGAUUCAACAGUACAAGAACUUUGAGGAUCAUAGUCAAGGGACUACAAAGAUGACGCCGAACUUGCAUCCGUCUGCGCAGGACAUAGCGUGGGUUAAGAAGGUAUAUGCUUAUGAUGACAAGGGUGAGGCGUGA